UUGGCUGGGGAAAUGGCAGUUUGAAGGUUGGGGGUGGGGGGGAAGGUGGCGAAUUGUGAGGGGAGGUGAUGCUGGACUUCUUCCAGCAUGAAACACCGGCCUCAAAAUGACAGGAGACAUUCAGGUCAGAGCUUUGGAGGACUUCAUAAAUCAGGAACUUUGAACAGCCAAGCAGGAAGGGGAUCUGAAAAGCAGAAAGAAUUUGUCACUAUGCAUACAGGCAUCAGCCAUCACCACAUGUCACCAUUAAAUGGAGUUGUAGGCGAAAGCAUGGAUUCACAUCCUGCUUUAUUUGUUGGGACUCCAGAAAGCGUGCCACGUCCUUCCAAAGACGAAGUUCAAAUUCAGGUGGAAGCAUCUGAAGGCCAGGACAACAGAUCUGGGGCAGAUACCCAGCGUUCAAACUCUUCUCAUUCACAUGGUCACUCACGUUCUCAUCCCAGAUCAGAGGGUCCUGCUGGAGAAAGGUCUGAACUAGAUGACAGGGAAUCCUCCAGCUCAGUUUCAGAACUUCGGUACAUCUUUCUGUGGCUUCAGAAGAGUCUCCCAUAUAUUCUUAUCAUUUGUGCCAAACUGGUUUUCCAGCAUGCUCUAGGUAUUGCAGUCGGUGUUGGACUGUGCAUAACUUUCCUUUAUGCAAACAAGAUAAUUAUAAAUCAGGUCUUCCUCCAGGAGCGCCGCUCUAUAUUACAUUGUAGUUGGUUGCUUGCAUUUCUAACAGCUUCCACCUUUCUCCUCUAUGACACUUUUCGGUCCCAGUCACUCUUCUACAGUCUAAUCUUUUUGCAUUCCAAUGUCGAUCCUGUCGAAUUCUGGGAUGUGCUAUGGAUUGUGGGAACUGCAGACUUCAUAUUGAAGUUCCUCUAUAUGGGAUUCAAGUGCCUUAUCCUCGUGGUACCUUCGCCACUGAUGUCAUUCAAGUCAAGGGGUCAGUGGUACAUGGUUAUUGAGGAAGUGAGCCAAUUUCACCGCUCACUUGUACCCUUACCAGUUUGGUCUUGGUAUCUGGUUGGUAAUAAAGAAUCAGAUGGUUUCACGAUCUGGACUCUUGGUAUUCUGUUAAGUUUGUUCUACCUCAUACUCAAGCUCCUUGGAAUCUAUGGUCGAUGGAACAAUUUUAAGAGGGCUCUGAAGAGUUUAAUCCACAAACAGCACUAUGGGAUUGCAGCCAGCAAACUUCAGUGCAGUGAAGCAAGCGAUAUUUGCCCGAUCUGUCAGACAGAAUUCAGAGAACCUAUUCUCCUCCUCUGUCAGCAUAUAUUCUGUGAGGAAUGCAUCUCACUCUGGUUCAAUCGAGAAAAGACUUGCCCCUUGUGUCGAACUGUCAUCUUGGACUACAUUCAGGCCUGGCGAGAUGGUGCAACCUCUACUCAUCUACAAAUUUAUUAACGAGCUAAUCAAGUUACUCUGGAUAAUUGCAAUGAAAUAGGACACAAUGCAACCACAGCUUUCUAACAAUUAAGUACAAAGGAAAACAUGAAAAAAAUUUAAUAAUAAACAUUUAAAUGCUUUAUUUUGUUAAUGGAUAUUAUUCAAUGUAAUCAGCAUACUGUGAUUUAUGAUUAUAUUUAAAUAAAUUUCAAUCAUUUGAUUAUAGUUUUUAACUAGGCCUCCCACUCACUCCUUUCCACUUCCAUAUUGGAAAUAGUAUUAAACACUAAUUUGGAAACUGUAGCUUGCCAAAAUUCAAAAGAUUAAAUGCAAAACCUGAUAAUGUAUUACUCAAAGUGCAAGUUUGGAGGGGUGGUGUGGGGGGUGGGGACAAGAAUUGUUGAAAAUCAAUCAUACUCCAGACAAUUAAUAGAUGUUUCCAUGUCCUUGAUAGCUUAUUCAAGACCUCUGCAUUUUCAUGUGAAAAAUUUCUUAGAGAAAUUUCAUUGGUAAUUUCAGGCCACCACAUUUACAAGGCUAGGCAAUGUUAAAAGUUUAUGCAGUAUCACAAAGAGCCCCCCCCCCCCCCCAUGCCAAAUAACAAAGCCAUGGAGAUGUUUAUUUCCUAGCACAAGUUAGUUUUAUAUGUUUGGAGAUAAAAUUUUCAUUCCAUUGGCCAGCUAUCCAAAACAACAAUGUAAAUACAAACAUCUUUUAAAAAUGAAACAAACUGCAUUUUGCAAUGUGAUUUAUACUAGAUGAGUUGAGUGAAGAAAAUUUAACACUGACGAUUGGAUCAAGAUUUUUAAAAAGCUGAGAAAGUAGACAGCGUUCAACUUCUUGCAAGUAAAUCUGAAUAAUAAUUUCUCAAAGUAGAAAGGCACAUGUCAUUUGUACACAAUUAUUCUUAAGGUAAUUUGAGCACAGAAGUGAUUUUCAUGCCAAUCAGAACCAAACUUCAGUAAGUUAAUUGGUAGAGUUACAAUGCUGCACAUCAAUAACUGGGUAAGUUUUUGAAAACAAUUAACCCACCUUCCCACUCAAUCUUUCGACCAAAAAAACAGAAACACUUCUACCUCUCAAUACUGGAGUGAAUGAGAUAAGGGAAGAGAUAAAAUGGCAAUGCCUAAAUCAAACAACUUAGUUCUGAAAGUCAAGACCUUUGGAGUUGUCAACAAAUAUAAUCAGGUUUUAAACAAGUUUGUUUUGUAGACUGAGAAAAUGGGUUGGAUUCACUGGAUUAUUUUUCUCAUGUCCAAUUUUUAAAUUCUAUGCCUCAAGAAUGACGUUUCUUCAGUGUUCGGGAAAAAAGUAGUUUUAAAACACUACCGUCUUAAAUGUUAUUUUAAUUUGGGCCAGAAAUUUACAUAUUUGUAUAGUUUUACAUUCAAUGAUUUUUAAAAAAUUGUUGAUUCUAAAAUUCAAGUAUGGUUUUGAUAAAUAUCACCAUCCAGACAAAGGUAGGAAUUACUUAAUAUCUUAUGCCAAAUUUAUGACUGAUGAGAUUCCCUUUCCCUCUGAAGUUAACUGGUGAGUCUACUUUAGAAGCUACAAUAGUUUUUUGUUUUAAGUAUUCAGUCCCACUACUUACUCAAUCCAAUCAAUGUCCCAAUCAGGAUGGAUCCUUCAAGUAUAUGCCAGCAAAUAGGCCAUGAACUUGCUCCUGGGCACAGAGCUGCAUUCCGACCAUACAGGCUAAAGCAAAUGCUUCUAACUGGGAACACAGUUUCUGUAUCCCCCAAAUAUCAAUGCACACAGCCAAGCAAACUGUCAAAAAUAGGAAUCCAGUCUAUUUUUUUAAAGAACUUUCAAAUGGCAUGAUACAGUUUCAUUUGAAAGUGGAGCUUGGAAGUUGUGAUCUAAUAACGUUAGAGGCAAAAUGCUGGACAGAAUCUGAUUUUUCUUUCAGAUGUAUUUUGGAUUGAAGUUUGUUUUGAAAUGUAAUUUACUUUGCUUGUAAAAUGCAUGUUGUAAGGGAGAUGAGAUUAAUAUUCACUUUCCCUCCCUUUGUUUUCAUUUAUAAUCUUAAAUAAAAGAGAUUUAUCUGACAAUAA
Messenger RNA from Stegostoma tigrinum, 3425 nucleotides. It is a transcript of the gene rnft1, whose product is annotated as ring finger protein, transmembrane 1. NCBI's taxonomy places the organism in Eukaryota, Metazoa, Chordata, Chondrichthyes, Orectolobiformes, Stegostomatidae. The transcript is spliced from 9 exons. The coding region runs from base 88 to 1389 and encodes 433 amino acids. Gene Ontology annotation, cellular component: endoplasmic reticulum. The record is from RefSeq and is a predicted model, not a curated record. Gene Ontology annotation, molecular function: ubiquitin protein ligase activity. Gene Ontology annotation, biological process: positive regulation of ERAD pathway.